Molecule: messenger RNA, 807 nt
Organism: Staurois parvus
Lineage: Eukaryota; Metazoa; Chordata; Amphibia; Anura; Ranidae
Source: the annotation of a GenBank genome assembly
AUGGAUUGGAAGACAUUCCAGGGUCUCUUAAGUGGUGUGAACAAGUAUUCAACAGCUUUUGGACGUAUUUGGUUAUCAGUUGUCUUUGUAUUCCGAGUUCUUGUGUAUGUGGUUGCAGCAGAGAAAGUAUGGGGAGAUGAGCAAAAAGAUUUUGAUUGUAAUACCCGGCAACCAGGCUGCACUAAUGUCUGCUACGACCAUUACUUCCCUAUAUCUCAUAUUCGGCUUUGGGCUCUCCAGCUCAUAUUUGUGACAUGUCCUUCUCUUCUGGUAAUAAUGCAUGUUGCUUAUAGAGAAGAUCGAGAAAAAAAGAAUCGCUUAAAAAAUGGAGACAAUUGUUCUAAGCUGUAUUCAAAUACUGGCAAGAAACACGGAGGUCUUUGGUGGACUUACCUUCUGAGUCUUUUUUUCAAAACUGGCAUAGAAAUUACUUUUUUAUACAUCUUGCAUAAGAUGUGGGACAGCUUUGACAUGCCUCGGCUUGUGAAGUGUACUAAUGUUGAACCCUGCCCCAACAUCGUGGAUUGUUACAUCGCCAGACCAACCGAGAAGAAAGUUUUCACCUACUUCAUGGUAGCUGCUUCUGCAAUCUGCAUUGUCCUCAGCAUUUGUGAAAUAUUUUACCUGCUCUUUAAAAGGAUUUUCAACUGUGCUAACAAGUACAAAAAGUCCAGCGAUCACUCAGUAACCUACAGCAAAGCUUCUACUUGCCAGUGCCAUAUCCACUUAGAAAGCUCAGAGAAGAAGCCACUUAAUAAGACAGUUGAAUCAUUAAGAGCUUCAGCACCAAAUUUAACAUCUUUGUAA